Sorghum bicolor (sorghum) is the source of this 1832-nucleotide messenger RNA. Its product is annotated as probable polygalacturonase. Bases 244 to 1632 code for a protein of 462 amino acids. Lineage: Eukaryota; Viridiplantae; Streptophyta; Magnoliopsida; Poales; Poaceae. The transcript is spliced from 3 exons. Gene Ontology annotation, biological process: carbohydrate metabolic process. Gene Ontology annotation, molecular function: polygalacturonase activity. The record is from RefSeq and is a predicted model, not a curated record.
AAAACAGACUCACUUUUUUUAUUAUAAAAAAAUCUUCAUGACGCCGACAUGUAGACCGACCCAAUCCCAACUGACAAAACUUGGCGAUCUUCGAGCUGGUGCCGUGCGAUUUCUAUACACCACUAUCAUAUCAGUUCCCAUGCUCAGUUGCUCACCGUGCGAUUUUUCUACACAAUCGCCUCGCAAAGAUUCUCGCUGGCCAGUUGGAGCCUUGGAGUUGGAGGAGAACAGCCGCGAUCCGCGAUGGCUUCUCCGCCGCUUCAGCUCGCCGCCGCGCCCUUGCUGCUGCUGCUGCUGCUGCUGCUAGUAGUGGUGCCGGGCACAGGGUCCAGCCGCGUCUUUUCGGUGGCCGACUAUGGUGCGGCGGGCGAUGGGUCCCAUUACGACACGGCGGCGAUUCAGGCCACUGUAGACGCCUGCGCGGCGGCGGGCGGGGGCCGCGUCCUUCUCCCAGCGCCGGGCGACUACCUGACAGCGACCGUCCACCUCCGCUCGCGGGUGGUGCUGGAUGUGCCCCCCGGCGCGCGGCUUCUGGGCGGGACCAGGCAGGCGGACUACCCGCCCGAGUCGCGCCGGUGGUACGUCGUACUGGCCGAGAACACCACGGGCGCCGGCGUCACGGGGGGCGGCGAGAUCAACGGCCAGGGCGGGGCGUUCGUGGUCACGCCCAGCGAGGUGAAGAACGUCAUGGUGAGCUGGAACGCCACCGGCGACUGCCUGGGCGAUGAGUGCCGGCCGCGGCUUGUUGGCUUCAUUGACUCCAAGGAUGUUAAGAUCCACGACAUCACACUCAACAAACCCGCCUACUGGUGUCUUCACCUUGUCAGAUGUGACAACACUGUCAUCCACAAUGUGUCCAUAUUUGGAGAUUUGAACAGUCCCAACAAUGAUGGCAUUGACAUUGAGGAUUCUAACAACACUGUCAUAACUGAUUGCCACAUAGACACGGGAGACGAUGCUAUAUGCCCAAAGUCGACCACUGGACCGGUUUACAACUUGACGGCAACAAACUCUUGGAUCCGGACUAAAUCUUGUGCAAUCAAGUUUGGAAGUGCAAGCUUCUUUGACUUCAAAAGGCUGGUUUUCGACAAUAUUACAAUAGUUGAUGCACAUCGAGGACUUGGGAUGCAGAUCCGGGAUGGAGGGAAUGUGAGUGAUGUCAUGUUUUCAAACAUUAAAAUGAGCACCAGGUACUACCAUCCUUUAUGGUGGGGCAGAGCCGAGCCAAUCUACAUCACAACUUGCCCAAGGCACCCAGAUUCAAAAGAAGGCACCAUUUCAGACAUAAGAUUCAUCAACAUCUCAUCGGUAUCAGAAAAUGGUAUUUUUCUGGCUGGAUCGAAGCACGGGCUGCUCCGCAACCUGAAAUUCAAGAACAUAGACCUUACCUAUAAGCGGUGGACAAACUACACAGGGGGGCUCUAUGAUUACAGGCCUGGGUGCCAGAAGAUGGUGAAGCACAAGACUGGUGGCAUGAUGCUGGAGCAUAUCUCCGGCCUGGAGAUUGACAACGUGAGGAUGAGAUGGGCAAGAGGAAGCCUGAAGGGCUGGAACGUUAACCCUAUCCUCUUCCGUCCGUCAACCAUUGACAAACUGUCUUUUCAUGACUGGCAGUCAGUGGAUGUUCAGUAAAUUUAAGUGGCACAAUUGUACUACGUGUGUAUCUAUCUGAAUAAAGGGGUGAUUCUUUUUGUGAAAUACUGAAAUGUGUUAAUAAGCAAUCCCAACAGUGUUUAAGCUUCUGCAAAUGGUGUGGUUUGCUAUAAUGAUUAUAAUGAUUCUGAAUUCAAAUGUUCAAUUAUCCAAAUGUGGUUUGCUUUGUGAUUUUAUAA